CUUUUGAACUACAAACGCAGGAGAGAUGCCGGAAAACGCAAAGAAAAAGAAGAAGAAGCUUUCUAAGGCUACGAAAGCCAAAAUGCCAUAUCUAGCACCUUCUGCUUCAGGCUUUGAAGAGUUUUUUGCGGACGUUCCUAUGCGUGCAGAAGAAGCGAAAAUUGAGCUAGAACUGUAUCGUACUGACGUGCCAAUCCUCGAGCGCAUUCAGCUGGCUGUCAGUCGAUUCUAUGGAGCGAGACGUUUAGACGCCCUACCAUGGUUGAAAGCUGUCUUUGACGCAUAUCUUUCAUUCUCGGGCCUUCAAACGGGAACUGCCGGUCAAGAACAAUCUGAUGAAUUAGAUGAAACUCGAAUAAUAUCAAGCGACAACCUCGACUUUGAGUAUUGCUCUCGUGCCUUCAUGUCUGGUAGGUGCGAAUCUGCGGCCGGUCAGUCUACAGUGGAAAGGCUUCGCGAUGCUCCAUUGAUCGUCAACAAUUUUCUCCUUUAUCUGUUGAGGCACAAUGUGCUACCAGAGCUGAGUUCACAGCUUGAUGCUGCCAUUCAGAUUGGCCGCUCGGCUUCUGUGCAAAUGAGCAAGAACAAAUUGCUCUCUAUGAAUAUUCCUGAUGACCUCGGUGUCGCUCUAUCAAGUUUGUUUGGUGGCAUGUAUCACGGCUUACCAGCAAAGAACCCUUGGCUUCCUGACUUCAAACUUCCCAAAUAUGCAGAAAGGAAUGCAGCUCUUGCGUUCGUGAGACAACUUCUGCCAAUGGCGUUGGAUGAUACAGAUGCACUGGGCGCACAUCAAAAACGACUGGCUAUUGUGUCAAUCAAGCAGCUGAUGUAUGCCAAUGAUACUAUCAGCUUCGCCAUCACGGAGCUUUGGACGCCACCUGAACACUCUGAGAGUGAUGAGGAAGAGGCAAGCCAUGCAUGGGCAGAGAUGAAGGUGAUGCUUUUGACAUCGAGCAUCAACCAAUACUGCUACAUCGGCCAAAAAAUUGAAGCAACAUUCAUUCAACCUGCAAUACCAGGUGUCGACUGGUGGUUCGUGGACAACGUGACAAGGACUUGGCCAGCUUACUACAUCAAAUGCUAAAAUGCCGCCACAGGUGAACAGAGUUACUACAGCGAUUCGUCGUCUCGAAAACUCCCAGCAGCAUUCACCUUGCCAGGCAUUCCUAUAGCUCGCACACGAUAAAUGCAUGUGUAGUCGGGGUUACCCCAAUUUGAAUUGACUCUGAACAGAACCUGGUCUGCGAAAACGCCAGGCUGUCGCAAUCGUGGAGGAACCGUGAAAAUUUGCGCAGCCUGUGUGCCGUGAUAAACAUUGUAUUCGAUAUCCAUGACGUGAACAAAACCACUG
Protomyces lactucae-debilis is the source of this 1351-nucleotide messenger RNA. RefSeq names its product Argonaute siRNA chaperone complex subunit Arb1-domain-containing protein. The transcript has 6 exons. Gene Ontology annotation, biological process: regulatory ncRNA-mediated gene silencing. Bases 140 to 1084 code for a protein of 314 amino acids. The record is from RefSeq and is a predicted model, not a curated record. NCBI's taxonomy places the organism in Eukaryota, Fungi, Ascomycota, Taphrinomycetes, Taphrinales, Protomycetaceae. Gene Ontology annotation, cellular component: ARC complex.